CUCACACACACUCACACCUCCUCCAGCCCCACCGCCCCCACCAUGGCCACCUCCACCCUGUCCGGCUGCUCCAGCAACCUGAGCUACGGCAGCCACGUCUGCCUGCCCAGUUCCUGUGACCCCUGCACCAGCUCCUCCUGGCAGUGGGACGACUGUCCAGAGAGCUGCUGCGAGCCCCCCUGCUGCGCCCCCAGCGGCUGCACCCCCGCGCCCCGCCUGGCCCUCGUCUGCACCCCAGCGAGCUGUGAGCCCAGCCCCUGCCUGUCAGGCUGCACCAGCUCCUGCACCUCCUCCCCCUGCCAGCCGGCCUGCUGUGUGCCCGUCUGCUGCAGGCCUGUCUGCUGCAGGCCCGUCUGCUGCACUCCUGUCUGUUGCACACCUGUGUGCUGCACACCCGUGUGCUGUGAGGCCUCCCCCUGCUCAGACUCCUGCUGUCAGCAGUCGAGCUGCCAGUCGUCCUGCUGCACCUCCUCCCCCUGCCAGCAGGCCUGCUGUGUGCCUGUCUGCUGCAGGACCAUCUGCUGCACACCUGUGUGCUGCACACCCGUGUGCUGCGAGGCCUCCCCCUGCUCGGCCUCCUCAUGCUGCCAGCCCAGCCCCUGCCCCUGCCCCUCAUCCUGCUACAGACCCUUGUCCUCCGUGUCCCUCCUCUGCCGGCCCGUGUGCCGCCCCGCCUGCUGCGUGCCCGUCUCCUCCUGCGGGGCCCCCGCCUCCUGCUGCCAGCCCAGCUGCUGCCGCCCGGCCUCCUGCGUGUCCCUGCUCUGCCGCCCCGCGUGCUCCCGCCCCGCGUGCUGCGUGCCCGCCUCGGCCUGCGAGUCCUGCUGCUGACCGGGCCCGUCCCCCCGGGGCCAGCCGGGCUCAGGUCCCCCCCGUGACCUGGUCCUCCCAGCCUCCCCUCAGUCCCGACCAGGGUUAGGUGGCUGUCCCCACUCAGGACAGGGUCCCCUCACGUCCCCACUAUCCUGACCUGACCUCUGAGCCCUGCUCCCAGGGCUCCUGCCUCCCAGGAGGCGCCUCCACCUGCCCCUGGGUCACCUCCCCUCCCUCUCCGUUCCUCUGCCCGGGUCCCUCGGCCUGGACUUCCAACCUGCCAGCACCUUCUUGGGCACCUGGAGAAAUAAACUCACUUUUCAUCUGA
Sus scrofa (pig) is the source of this 1138-nucleotide messenger RNA. The record is from RefSeq and is a predicted model, not a curated record. NCBI's taxonomy places the organism in Eukaryota, Metazoa, Chordata, Mammalia, Artiodactyla, Suidae.